GCCUGAGCCUUAGUUUCUAUGUCUAAAAUGAAGGUUAACAAUGGUCAGUAGGGUUGUUGGGGAGGGUCAUAUAUGCCAUGAGAGCACUUUCAUGGUUGAGGUGCCAGAUAUUUUUCAUCCACUUGGUCAGGCAGUGAGUGCUAGGUCCAGGCCUCAAUUUCUCACUAUUGAUCUGAUCUUUUCCAGCUCUAAAAUGGUUCUAGAAUUAGCCAGUUCCUCCCCUUCUGUGUCCUGGUUUAGGACCCUUUUUUUUUCACAGGGAUCUCUGGCAGCAGAAGAGGUAGAGGUUGAGGCCUUCCAUCAGAGAUCCAGACCUGGUGUGAAAAAAAUAGCUCCUUGGAACUGGUCAGAAAACUUAAGUCUGGAAAGAUGAAGAAGGUUCCAGAGGAAGGGGCUAGGGCCACAGGGAGCAUCUCAUCCCCCUGAAGAGCCCUUGGUGGAACAUAUCCCUACAAUCCCUGAACCCACCAUCUCUCCUUGCUGUUCAGAAAGUCAGAGCCUUGCACUGGCUAACCCACUUGCACACCUGGGUAGGUGUUCAUGCUCCCAUCUCUGCAAGGUGGGAACUGCUGCCCUGGACUGGAACUUGGGCGAAGUCCAAAGAAGGGGUUUUGGAGCCUGGUAAACGUUACCCUGAGGGCUGGUAGUGUGUUCCUGUGUCCCUGGGGCUUAGUGCUGUGCACCCAUUGUACUAUAAUAACACUUCUAGUCUCUACAACUGAGGCACUCUUCAGAGCUAGGGGGACAGGUAACAGCAGGGGCUAUGGGCUUCCUUAGCAUGCCAGACAUAGAGGGCCGUGAGCAGAGCAGGGAAGACCCUUUUCCAGGGUUGGAAGCAUCUGCCUUGUCCAGAGGCCCUGCCUAAUUACCCGGGCACCAGGACAUAUUCUGGACCCAGUGAAAAUGGGACAUCCAACCUGGCACCCUAGAAAAGUCCCUCAACUACUUCAGACACUGAGAAGACUCACAGUUGGGCCCUUGAGUUGGGAGGUUCACAUCCACAAAACCCUCCAUAUAUAUUCCCGUCCUCCCUGUUGUCUGGGACCAAGAAAGAUAUCUAUUUCACUGCUCAACAAUUUUCACUUUUUCUGCCCAACUUCUGAAAACCAAGAGAAGAUCGUGAAGAAAUGUGAUUAUUAAUAGAUCCAAAGGACUGAUAUUUUCUAGAUGUUUUCAAGAUCUGAAGGAGUUCCCUAGUGGUACAGAGGGUUAAGGAUCCCUAGCCUGGGAACUUCUGUAUGCUGCAGGUACAGCCAAAAAUAUAUCUAUCUGUAUAUCUGAAGCAUCAGUGGUGAUCCUAGCAGCCAUCUUGAAGAACAGUCAGAGCCAGUAGGUUUCCUGGAUUGUGAGCUAAUACCUCCCCACCCCACCCCCCUGCUUGUACUGCUGCCAAUAAGGUUUGUGACCCUGGUAAGUCUUUUUCCUUGCCAGGUCUGUUUCCUCAUCUGUGUAAGGAGUUGGCCUAGAUCAGAGAUAGCAAAUGUGCUUUAGUAUAACAAAAUCAUUUUGAAAUUUAGUAACUUUAAUGAACAUCCAUUUAGCUUCUGGUUCUGUGGCUUGGCAGUUUUGGCUGUGCCCAGCUGGGUAGUUCAUCUGUGCCCUUAUGUGGCUGAAGUGAGCUGGAAGCUGGUUGGGCCCAGAUAACCACCCACCUGUCAAGUAGUUGGGCAAUGGGGCCAGCUGGGCCACAUGCUCCUAGCAUCUAGCAGGCAAGGCAGGGUAAGCAGGUGCCCUUCAAGCUCAUGUUUGUAUCAUGCUUGUAAGGUUCUGUUGGCCAAAGCAGAUUAUAUGGCUAAGCCCAUAAUUCCUCUUAUGGCUAUAAUUUAUCUCAAGCCUCAUUUCACUUUCCAAUUCAGAACAUUUAGAAGCAACUGCUGGAGUGCUUUUUGAGGAUUUGGAGCAGUUUUUAGACUGUUAGAAAAUAGUUACAUGAUAUUUUGGUCAUGUUGUUUAUGGGGAAGGAAUUGAAAUGUGGGUAUGAGAGUCAUACCCUGGCCAGGUCCUAACAAGGACAUUGUAUGCUAUGCAGUGAGCCAUCUGAUGAGACCACAAAAAUACAGAAGGUAGAGUAGGGCAAAAGAUUCUAAGUCAGGUGUCCUGGGUUUGAAUCCCAGCUGGGCCAUUGAUUGCCUUUGGGAAAUCAAAAUCUCUCUACCUGUGGCCACAUUCUUCAUAAUAAAAUUAUUCCAUAAUAAUAAACCACUUCCUGAAUAUCUGCUGUGUAAAAGGCACACUAUACACACACUUAGUUGAUCUCCACAACCACCCUUUUAGGUGGAUAUAGUGUGAACUUUCAGUUACAAUUUAUAGAAAUUGAACUCAAACUCAAUUGAACUCAAACCUGCUUAAGCAGGAGGAAGUUUACUGUUUCACAAAUUUAAAAGCCCAGGGGUAGAUUUUCAGACCCCAUGGGACCUGGGGUUCAAGAGUUGCCAUCAAGACUGUUUAUCUCGUUCCUCAGCUCGGCUUCUCAGACAGGUUCUAAGUGGUGGCAGAGCAUGGCCACAGGGCGUGAAGCUUGGAGGACAGAAUCCCCAAAAGGAAAAUAUGAGUUCUAUGGCUGGAAGAAAGGAGGCUUGUGCUGACAAAAAUAGGUCUUUAUUGUGUACUUAUGACCAUGUUACAGAUUUUACAAGGGUAGAGGUUCUAGAACAUGGCCCCAUGAACUGGUGGUAUCUAUAUCCUCUCCCCUUUAUCUGGACUCUGUUUUAUUAGUAGAAUAUGGUGAUAGUGAUGCUAUGGCAGACUCCCAGUCCUGUUUUUAAAGAACUAGCAUUUUCCACUUUUGUGUUUGGAGACCCAGCCACCAUGCUGUGAAGAAGCCCAGGCCACAUGAAGAGGUCAUGUGUACAUGUAUGUUCCAGCUGACAGCCAGUAUCAACUGUCAGACACAAGGAAGCCUUCAAGAUGACUCCAGCCUAGCCACUAUCUGGAGAACCAACUACAGAAGCCAAAUUAUGAAGUCCACAAAAAAUAUUGAGAAAUCCAGAACAGCCUACUGGAAUCUUCACUGUGAUCCAUUCUUGAUGCUCAGCACCACCCAGAUCUCCAGCUUCCCAGUAGCUGAGUCAUUGAGUCUCUGCAGACUUUGGAAGAGGGUCUCCUUCACUGAAACACUGGAGAACCAGGGGAUCCCAGAGAGCUAAGGCUCUGUUAACUCUUGCUGUGAAGCUGGAAUGAGGAAAAACAGAUCUUCUCAAGGGGUUAACUCUGGCUGUGAAGCUGGGAUGAGGAAAAACAAAUCUUCUCAAGCUGCAGCUGCAAUUGACAUCUCUUUCACCCCACACCUGAGCUCCUGCUCCCUGGAAGAGAAGCCUGAGUAAAGACAGCCCUGGCAGCAGAGAAGGGUUAUUUUUGUCAACGGCUGCUUCUGACUUCAGAGCUGUGGGCAUUGAGCUCGAGAGCAAUACAGAGAGAGGACCAGGAAGUAAAUGACACUGGGAGAUGGGAAACUCAGGGAAGAAAGACCCUCAAAAAGUUGUGCUUUCAAGGUUCAUCUUUUCAUCUGGACUGGUGAGUCUCAAAAUUUUUAGUCCUUAGACUACUUGAACAGAACAAGAGUCUCACUAUUUACUAGAUUAAAUAAACAUGCCGGCAAACAAACAAACCAAAAAAAAACCACUUUCGAGGUGUUUUGGCUGAAUCCCUGUGAUAAUUUCUAGCUCCCUUUAAACAUGUUUGUUUUGAUGCUUUUAAGUUUUGAUUGAAAUCCACAGUGGAAAAUACGUUUCAAAGGGAAAAAAAACAAACCACCCAACACACUUCUGUGCCUUACAUUUUGACCCAGCCCACAGGACGAUUGGAAGAAUCUUUGCAGACCCACCAGAGGUCCCCAGAUUCCAUUUGGAGAACCAUUGAUCUAAAAACGACAUCUUGAUUUCAGAACCCUUCUUUUGAUCUGGAAUUAUCUCUUAUUGACCACAGAGAGCUGUUAUUGACGAUUCCUGGGACAGGGCCCUGUAUAGUGAGAGGCCUCCCAGGAUGGAUGUCACUCGCCUCCUCUUAGCUACCCUACUGGUAUGCCUGUGCUUCUUCACUGCCUUCAGCCACCUGGCACCUGAGGAAAAGUCCAAAGAUGAAAGAAGUCUAAGGAGCAACUCCUCCAUGAACCUGUUGGAUUUCCCUUCUGUCUCUAUUGUGGCACUGAACAAGAAAUCCAAAAAGAUCAGCAGAAAAGAAGCGGAGAAGAGAUCUUCCAAGAAAAAGGCUUCGAUGAAGAAGGUGGCACAGCCCCGGCCCCCGCGGCCUGCCCCCUGCGUGGCCAACCGCGACAGCUGCAAGCCUCCGGCGCUCGCCUGCUGCGACCCGUGCGCCUUCUGCCAGUGCCGCUUCUUCCGCAGUGCCUGCUCCUGCCGCGUGCUCAACCCCACCUGCUGAGCGCGCCUGCCUCCCGGUGGCUGGCGCGGCAAGGCCAGGUUCCCCAGACCUGGGGGACCCUCCGGGGCGCUUGAUCUCCAGUAGGUGUGGCUUCCUAGGAACGGGUGCGGGCGUGGCUACUGACGUUGGGGCGGAGCUUUCAGGAGGAGGGGCUUCAAGGAGACUGGGCGUGGGCUCUGCUAAAUUCCAAAUACACGCAGGCUGGUCGAAGGUGUGUGGCUGUUUCUUUAAAGAAUCCGAAAGCUCCAUUUCCCUUCGCGGGGUCUCCUUCACCGCCGAAGUCCCGCCGGCUGCGCGCUUGCUCUUUCCCAGGCCAGUGGAAACCCAGUUACCGGCCCUGAGACUGCUCUCCUGGUAAGCGCUUUUCCGGGUCUGGCCGCGGGAGACGUGCUGCCCCCUGUUUUUAAGCCUGGGAACACCCGAAGCUGCUUUGAAAACGAGGAAAGCAGAAAGAAGCCUUUAAGGAACUGCCAUUCAGCCUUUCACCCUUUCCCCCUUCUAAGGAGCUCCUCCCAUCGCCGAAAAAACAAGAAUGGCUACAACUCCA
Molecule: messenger RNA, 4924 nt
Organism: Phacochoerus africanus (Common warthog)
Lineage: Eukaryota; Metazoa; Chordata; Mammalia; Artiodactyla; Suidae
Gene: ASIP
Product: agouti signaling protein
Exons: 7
Coding region: 3982-4377 (131 amino acids)
Biological process (GO): hormone-mediated signaling pathway; melanosome organization; positive regulation of melanin biosynthetic process
Cellular component (GO): extracellular region
Molecular function (GO): neuropeptide hormone activity; melanocortin receptor binding
Source: RefSeq, a predicted model, not a curated record